Messenger RNA from Haliotis rufescens (red abalone), 1826 nucleotides. RefSeq names its product serine/threonine-protein kinase PAK 3-like. Gene Ontology annotation, molecular function: ATP binding; protein serine/threonine kinase activity. The transcript is spliced from 16 exons. NCBI's taxonomy places the organism in Eukaryota, Metazoa, Mollusca, Gastropoda, Lepetellida, Haliotidae. Gene Ontology annotation, biological process: protein phosphorylation; intracellular signal transduction; regulation of axonogenesis. Bases 235 to 1779 code for a protein of 514 amino acids. Gene Ontology annotation, cellular component: cytoplasm. The record is from RefSeq and is a predicted model, not a curated record.
UGCGAGAGUUCAGCGAGAUCGAUGCAGCCAUCUUGUUGACUUCCUGGAGUUUCGUGCUGCACCUAGAACGAAUGUCUGUCUCAUUGCCGUUGUAAUCGGCAUAUUUAUACAUUCUUACCAUACACAGCUUAUCUGGAGCUCUGUUGAAUGCAGUACCGACCCAUUGUAUGGGAAGGUGAAUCUCCUAAGUGUAACCCGUAGUGGAGAGAGGGCACACCAGUACUUGCUGACACAAUGUCGGAGGAUGUAGACAAGCCCCCAGCCCCGCCCGUCAGACUAGAGAGUGCCAGAGAGUCCUCCAUGCCGCAGGAGUACAAGCCGCUCCCUAAGGAGCCGGAAGAGAGAAGAAAGAUGAAGACACCUAAAGGGAACAAAAUUGCAAAGCAGAAAGAAAAUGAAAAGCCAGUCAUAUCAGCCCCUUCCAAUUUUGAGCACACAGUUCAUGUGGGCUUCGAUCCUCACACUGGAGAGUUUACGGGGAUGCCAGAGUCAUGGGCGCGACUGCUGCAGAACUCCAACAUCUCCAAGAUGGAGCAGAAGCGGAAUCCGCAAGCUGUGCUGGACGUGCUCAACUACUACGAGACAUCCAAGGACGUGAAGGAGUCCAAAUACAUGCUCAACCUGAAACCAGCAAGUAGUGCUUCCACAAAGUCGAACCUGUCUGAUAAACUCUCGUCUCCCGUAGUACUCACACAGGAUACGUUUCAGUCGAAGGAGCAGAAUUCGGCAACCCCCACCCCCAGUGAGGAGGAAGAAGAGGAACCCCCACCCCCCAUAGCUGCCCGGCCCGACAAGACCAAGUCGAUAUACACAAAACCAGUAGAAGAUGAACAUCCAAAUGAGAAAAACUCCGACAACAAAACUGAAAAGCCAAAAAAGAAGAAGAUGACCGAUGAAGAAAUCAUGGAGAAACUUCGUACAAUUGUUUCACUGGGCGAUCCCAAUAGGAAGUACACCAAGAUGGAGAAGAUUGGCCAGGGAGCUUCGGGCACAGUAUACAUUGCCAUUGAAGUGGCGACGGGGCGCGAAGUUGCCAUCAAGACCAUGAACCUGUCUCAGCAGCCGAAGAAGGAACUGAUCAUCAAUGAGAUCCUCGUGAUGCGGGAGCACCAGAACCCCAACAUCGUCAACUACCUGGACAGCUACCUGGUCGGGGAGGAGCUCUGGGUUGUUAUGGAGUUCUUAGCUGGAGGAUCACUAACUGAUGUCGUCACGGAAACAUGCAUGGAUGAGGGCCAGAUUGCUGCUGUUUGUCGAGAGUGUCUGCAAGCCCUGGAGUUCCUGCAUGAGAACCAGGUGAUCCACCGAGACAUCAAGUCCGACAACAUCCUCCUCGGCAUGGACGGCAGCGUCAAACUGACUGACUUUGGUUUCUGUGCUCAGCUGUCUCCGGAGCAAAGCAAGCGGUCCACCAUGGUGGGCACACCCUAUUGGAUGGCUCCAGAGGUUGUCACCAGGAAGCAGUAUGGGCCUAAAGUUGACAUCUGGAGUUUGGGUAUCAUGGCCAUUGAGAUGAUUGAGGGAGAACCACCCUACCUGAAUGAAAACCCACUCAGGGCUCUGUACUUGAUUGCAACAAACGGCAAACCAGAGAUCAAGGAGAAGCAGAAACUGUCUCCAGUCUUCCAGGACUUCCUGGACAAAUGUCUGGAGGUGGAUGUGGAGAAGAGAGCAUCGGCUUCAGAACUACUAAAGCAUCCGUUCCUGCGACUAGCAAAGCCAUUAGCCAGCCUCGUCCCGCUCAUUCUUGCCGCUAAGGAGGCACAGAAGGGACACUGAGUUGUCUCCCUUGACCUCUCGUCCAAAUAGGAAACUGCUUUCCACAU